UACAUUUUUCGAGAGGUGCACGUCAGGCUACGGCGUAGGGUCCGGCGUAGACGCAGAGUGGUCUGCGGGGGUACGCCGUCGAUUCUAUGCAUGACCAUAAAAUGGCCUUAAAGCUCCACACGGUGAGGCUGAACUUUGGAAUCUCAGCCAUAGACUGUAUAUAUACAGUCUAUGAUCUCAGCUGUAUCUGUGUGUGUUAUUGCAGAGUUGUUUGAUUCACACAGAUUCAGUCACAGCUUGGUUUCCAGACUCUGAGACAACUUCAACGAAACCAACCGACAAGACGUUAAACCUGGAGACAACAGCUUAACGUUAGAUUCAGUCACAGCUUGGUUUCCAGACUCUGAGACAACUUCAACAAAACCAACCGACAAGACGUUAAACCUGGAGACAACAGCUUAACGUUAGGUAGUUUCAUGCCGGUUCAGGAUGGACAGGAAGCAGUGUUGUGUGAAGCUGUCGGUCCAGCCGUCCAGAGGGCUCAUGGAUGAGAAGUUUAUCAUCCUGGUCCAGAACGUCUUCCCUGGUUUCCAGCUGACGCUCCACGCCCUCUACAAGUGUGACGACGGACACAGCUGGGAGGCGUUUGCUCACCACGCCGCCAGCGCCAUCGGGACUGUGAACGUUUCAGAGGAUCCCAGUCUGGGCGGGACAUAUUCUGGGGUUGAACCGAUGGGUCUUCUGUGGAGCCUCAGACCAGUUCCAGGCAGCAAACCUUGGCUCAGGAUGAGGAAGAUGAACGUCCGGACUCCCAUGGUGGUCACAAUCUCGGUGUACCCGGGCCACCAGACCGAGGGCUUCCUGGAUCAGGUGUCAUUGGCCGGUGUGGUGGUGGAGCGCUGGUACAUGGCACCUGGUGUCCGCAGGAUCCCGAUUACAGAGGCCGGACUCACUGCGACCCUCUUCCUGCCCCCAGGACCGGGACCUUUCCCUGGCCUCCUGGACCUGUGGGGGGGUGGAGCGAAGUUGGUGGAGUACCGCUCAGCGCUGCUGGCCUCUCGCGGUUUCGCCUCCCUGGCCCUCGACUACCUGACACCAAAAGUCACCAUAGAAACCGGGAAGAUGGUGGACAACCAGUACUUUGAGAGGGCCUAUAAAGUCCUGGAGCAGCAUCCUCAGAUCCUCAGCAGCAGGAUCGCCAUAAUCGGUCUUUCCCUCGGCACCUGUAUCACCUUUAAAAUGGCUGUUUACUCCCAAGUUGCAAAGCUCAGGUGUAUAGUGUGUAUUAAUGGGAGUCAUGUGCAGCCAAUUGACGGAUCUGUGGAACAAAUACUGAGUUUCUUUAACAAAAACGCUGAGAAGAAUCGCUUCAACAAUGAGAACCAGGUGAUCUGCCGCGAUCUGCUGCUGCCCAUCCCCACCGACCCCUCACUCAAAGUGGAUGUGGGACAACUCCAGUGUCCUCUGUUGCUGGUUGUAGGUGAGGAUGAUCAGAACUGGCCCGCCCACGAGUCUGCAAUGGACAUAAAGGAGAUGAUGGAGCGGGCGGGGAACAGCCACCUGCUGACUCUCCUGUCGUACCCCGACGCUGGUCACCUGAUCGAGCCUCCGUUCACGCCCUUCGCCAAAGCCAGCUCCUUCAGAGAUGUCUCCUCACGUCAGAUGCUGGUAGUGCUGUGGGGCGGGGAGACAGCGGGACAUUCUCGAGCUCAGGAAGACGCCUGGAGGAAGAUGCUGGUCUUUCUGAGGGCGAAUCUGUACGGCGGUGCAAACACUGAUGCGACUUCAUUUUCCAACCUGUAACCAAGGCGACAGCUAAUGAUCAAAGAGUCUAUAUGGGAAGAGCUACUUCAGGAGUCUUUGUUUCAGGGAGUUAAAGUCCCGUUAAUUAAUCCCCAUAGAUGAUGUAACAGGUUGACAGUUGACAGCUUUAAAGGACAUGACAUUUUCCUGAGUUAAUCAUCAAUCAAAAGAUGAAUUACUGCGUUUGAAAAUAUCAUGAUGAAGACAAAGCAGCUUGAUUUAUAUAGCACAUAUCAAACACAAAGGCAAUUCAAAGUGCAUUACAUAUUGACAAAGAACACACUAAGUAUUUGUUCAACUUUGUUUUUCAGACACAAAGUUGAAUUAAUUAAAACUGGUGGCCAUAACUUAAACAUACAAGUUCAUUAUAUCAUCUGGGAGAGUCCUGUGUUUCUGUGUUAAGUACUAUUGAGGGUAUUGUUGUUUAAAGAAAUGGAUACAGAUUAGGGAAAAACCCUUCCAGAUCCUGAACCAGCGGCUGCUCCAACAUUCGCUCCCUGCUGCAGCUCACAUCCAGUUCAAGACUCUGGUGUUUGCCUAUAAGGCAUUGAAAGGAACCCCUCCUUCUGGGGCCGGCCCUAGGACUUUGGUGGCCCUGAACAGGAUUUUGUUUGUGGUGGCCCCAAAACACUGCCAGCACCACCAAGAAAAUAUGGAAAAGGCAGGCAUAAAGGGAACACUACAAAAGGGUUAGCUAUUGUACAAACGAGGUAUAAAGCGGAAUAAUUAACAUACCUUCUGAGUUCUUUGUUGUACAUUACAAGUUCUAAUGAAUCUCAUUGGAAAAAGUCAAAAACUUUAAGUCAAUUCUACACAACAACAAAUGACAUAUUCAAUUCACAAACAAAAAGAUUAAAGGUACACUAUGAGUUCCUGCAUGGUUUCAGUGCGAUUUCAUUUUUGUCUGAAAUAUAAGGCAUCUUUCCUUGAUCCGCUAGCUGCCUGCCCCCUGAAUACACU
This is a messenger RNA of Sander lucioperca (pikeperch), 2703 nucleotides long. RefSeq names its product acyl-coenzyme A thioesterase 3-like. The transcript has 12 exons. Lineage: Eukaryota; Metazoa; Chordata; Actinopteri; Perciformes; Percidae. The record is from RefSeq and is a predicted model, not a curated record. Gene Ontology annotation, biological process: fatty acid metabolic process; acyl-CoA metabolic process. Gene Ontology annotation, molecular function: fatty acyl-CoA hydrolase activity. Bases 430 to 1743 code for a protein of 437 amino acids.